AUGAAAAGAAAGAAAAAAAAAGAAGAAAAAAGGAACACAACUUCCCCGUUUUUUACCUUAGAUUAUUUGUUCCUCGGUAAAAAAAGGAAACGUCACAGAAGGGCUCAUCAAGUACGUCGUCCUCCAACUUUGGAAGAACAACUCCUUGACGAUGUGGACGACCAGGCAGAUGGUCCACAUGAAUAUACCUUAGUAAAGGAACGCAGAAAACCAAGAUCUGUUCCAACGGGAACGAAGAUGCGAAAAAAACUUGCUGAUGAUCGCCUUGGUGUUGGUCGUCCUGGUGUACGUCGACGUACCAUUAUUGAUAUUUAUUUAGAAGUCUUAGACGAAUGUCAAAAAGGGGACCUCCAUUCGACGAAGGAGGACUUUUUUGAAAUUUUGGUUUGGGAAUUUAUGGGAAGCGAAUUUAUAAAAGGGGAAAAUGUUCCUAAGGAACAGGUUCCAUGUUCAGAUUCCGGGUUUAGGGAAGAAAACUUUGUUCUUAUGGUUGAUAUUCCUAAGGAACAGGUUCCAAGUUCAGAUUGCAGUUUUAGGGUGUAG
Messenger RNA from Plasmodium coatneyi, 543 nucleotides. RefSeq names its product SICA antigen. The transcript has 2 exons. NCBI's taxonomy places the organism in Eukaryota, Apicomplexa, Aconoidasida, Haemosporida, Plasmodiidae. The coding region runs from base 1 to 543 and encodes 180 amino acids. The record is from RefSeq and is a predicted model, not a curated record.